UGGUAAGAUGGAAAAGGGGGAGGGAGACGGGGGAAACGCCGAGUACUGGUGGUGGGCGGCUGCGAGUACCGGCCAACUAGGGUGGGGAAUCUCCGCUCUUAGAAAAGGCUAUGCCGGCAGUUCUAAUCUCAUGCCAGUCAAAGCUUUUUUCGUUGCCUCACUCUUCGUCGGCGCCACCGCUUCCGCCGCCGUCGCAUCGCUUCUCGCCUCUGGCAUCCAUUCUGUUGAAGAUAUGAAGACAGUGGGUGCAAGCAUAAGAACUGGAGUUGGGAUACCUCCAAGGGCACAAGAUAACUAGAUUACUAGACAUUUGAGUUGAUAAUUUCUGUAGUCAUUAUGAGGACCAAUUUCUGUAUAAUUAGGGAUAAACUGAGUAAUCUGCAUUUCAUUAGGAAGAUGGAAUCUUGGAAAAGAAGAUUGAUUGCAAGUCUAGCUGAUGAUAGAUUUAUAGUUACUGAUGUUUAUGACUAUACAAGUAAUGGUGUUAAUAAAUGUUUCCCACCUUAUAUUUUUCAUU
Molecule: messenger RNA, 517 nt
Organism: Ipomoea triloba (trilobed morning glory)
Lineage: Eukaryota; Viridiplantae; Streptophyta; Magnoliopsida; Solanales; Convolvulaceae
Exons: 2
Coding region: 8-298 (96 amino acids)
Source: RefSeq, a predicted model, not a curated record